Stereum hirsutum FP-91666 SS1 is the source of this 1440-nucleotide messenger RNA. Its product is annotated as MFS general substrate transporter. Gene Ontology annotation, molecular function: transmembrane transporter activity. Gene Ontology annotation, biological process: transmembrane transport. The coding region runs from base 1 to 1440 and encodes 479 amino acids. The record is from RefSeq and is a predicted model, not a curated record. Lineage: Eukaryota; Fungi; Basidiomycota; Agaricomycetes; Russulales; Stereaceae. The transcript has 17 exons.
AUGGCCGACGAAAAGGUCUCCGCUGCUGAUGACAAAGAGGUUUUUACUGUGCUGUCAUCAGCUAUCAAGCUCGACAGUCAUGGGCUACCGCUUAGUCCACAGCCCUCUGAUGACCCGGAAGAUCCACUCAAUUGGCCACUUGCUUACCGUUUAUUCGUUUUGCUUCAAGUCGGUCUUCUUGCAACCCUCGGGAAUUUCAAUGUCUCUGCGAUCAAUCCAGCAUCCAGUCAACUGGCGGAAGAGUUUGGAAUAUCGACUGUUACAGCUUCGUAUCAAACAACGGCUGCACUUGCAAUGAACGGCCUAGGGCCUUUCUUAUUUCUACCAAUAGCGAAUGCAUGGGGUCGCCGCCCAGUUUAUUUAUUUACCACGUUCAUCGGGUUUUGUUCUGCGCUUGGAGCAGCUUAUGCCCAGUCGUAUCCACAACUGAUUGGGGCAAGAAUCGUGAAUGGGAGUUUCCCCGUUGCAAUGUCCCUGGGCGUCGGAACAAUCACUGAUAUAUUCUUCCUACAUCAACGUGGUCGAGCUAUGGGAUUCUUUACGAUGAUGCUAACUAACGGAAGUCACGUCGCUCUUAUCAUCGGCGGGGUCAUGGGCCAGUUCUUAAGUUGGCGGUGGAUAUUCAAGAUUGCAGCAAUCGGAGACGGCUUCCUGUUCCUCCUGCUUUUGUUAUUCUUGCCCGAGACUCUCUAUAAGCGACUUGAUCCUCCGUCGACAUCUUCCGAAGAGAAUCACCAGUACGCGAUCGUCAAAUGCUAUUACUUCUUCAUGCUGAAUUCUGUUGAUCAUGAUAGCACGGUUUUGGCACCUCAAUCGGCUGACACGUAUUGUUUAACUCCUUGGUAUCGUCGCUCCUACAGUCUCCUUCCAGCAAUUACGGGACCAACAAUAUUUUUACGUGCCUUUGGCUGGAAGAGCCUGCAAAUCGGGCUCGCGACUGGCGGUGCUCUCACUAGUGGUUCCUUUCUAGGAGAGCUUGCCGGCGGUUGGGUAGUAGACUCUGUCAUGACCAAAGCUCGUCAGAGACACGGUGAAGAUGCACCUAGCGAAGCAAGGCUCAAAGCUGUAUGGACAGGAGAAAUUCUCGUUCCUGCAGGACUCCUCAUAUUUGGCUUUUGCCUUCAAUACGGCUCGGCAUGGCAAGGACCUAUACUCGGGACGGUCAUAUCGGCGUUCGGUACGCAAUGUAUCACAACUGUUAUGUAUACGUACAGCAGCGACUGCUAUAGAGAGCAGUCGACGGAGGUCGCUCAGGUGUUCAACUUCUUUCGACAAGAGAUAGGGGUGACCUUUGCGUUCUACGCCGUACCUCUAGCGACCGCUAUGGGAGGUUACCAAUGGUUAUUCAUUUUCUUCUCGGGCAUUGGGAGUGUGAUAGCAUUCUUGCCUAUUGUAUACUUGAUGUAUCAGGGAACAGCUAUGAGGGCGCGCAUGGGCUGA